Ruditapes philippinarum (Manila clam) is the source of this 666-nucleotide messenger RNA. RefSeq lists its product as uncharacterized. NCBI's taxonomy places the organism in Eukaryota, Metazoa, Mollusca, Bivalvia, Venerida, Veneridae. Bases 1 to 666 code for a protein of 221 amino acids. The transcript has a single exon. The record is from RefSeq and is a predicted model, not a curated record.
AUGACAAAUCUUGGCCGUAAGACCACAUACACGCAACAAAGCCGGCGUGUUGGAAGUGAUCGUGCGACCACAUACACGCAAGAAGGCCGGCGUGUUGGAAGUGGCCGUGCGACCACAUACACGCAAGAAGGCCGGCGUGUUGGAAGUGGCCGUGCGACCACAUACAUGCAAGAAGGCCGGCAUGUUGGAAGUGACCGUGCGACCACAUACACGCAAGAAGGCAGGCUUGUUGGAACUGGCCGUGCGACCACAUACACGCAAGAAGGCCGGCGUGUUGGAAGUGACCAUGCGACCACAUACACGCAACAAGGCCGGCGUGUUGGAAGUGACCGUGCGACCCGCACACGCAACAAGGCCGGCGUGUUGGAAGUGGCCGUGCGACCACAUACACGCAAGAAGGCCGGCGUCUUGGAAGUGACCGUGCGACCACAUACACGCAAGAAGGCCGGCGUGUUAGAAGCGACUGUACGACCACAUACAUGCAAGAAGGUCGGCGUGUCGGAAGUGACCGUGCGACCACAUACACGCAAGAAGGCCGGCGUGUUGGAAGUGACCGUGCGACCACAUACACGCAAGAAGGCCGACGUGUUGGAAGUGACUGUGCUACCUAAUACACGCAAGAAGGCCGGCGUGUUGGUAGUGACCGUGCGACCACAUACACGUUAG